AUGGCCAAGAACGCGGUGCAAACCGUCAGGGCGGCGCUGUGCCUGGUGCUCGCGCUCGCUGUGGCGAACUGCGCAUUGGCUGGUCGCGUCCUCGACGAGCAGGCUGCGGCUCCGCUGCUGGCUGACCCGCUGCCCUCCCCGACGGAUCCCCCAACAGACCCAGUGGUUGCGCCAGCGGCCGGCCCAGCCGCAGCCUCCGGCGCUGCGGGAGCAGCGAGUGCUGGUGCCGCCGCGACGGGCAACGCAGGAGCCGCCGGCGCGGGCGUGGGCGACCACCCGCUGACGUUCUUCAUGCACGACAUCCUCGGCGGCUCGCAGCCGUCGGGGCGCAUCGUGACCGGCGUGGUGGCGAGCGCGGCGGCCAACGGGCAGCUCCCGUUCGCGCGCCCCAACACCAACAUCUUCCCGAUCCAGGGCGCGAUGCCGCUGCCGCAGGGCGCCAGCAACCUCAUCAACAGCAACAACGUGCCCUACGUCGCGGGCCUCGGCGGCACGUCCUCCGCCGUCGUCCAGAACAACGGCAACCCCGGCAACGGCGGCAACAAGAACAUCCCCUUCGUCAACGCCGGGGACCUGCCGUCGGGCGUCACGCUCCAGAACCUCCUCUUCGGCACCACCACCGUCAUCGACGACGAGCUCACCGAGGGACACGAGCUCGGCGCGGGGGUCAUCGGCAGGGCGCAGGGCUUCUACGUCGCCAGCUCGCAGGACGGCACCAGCAAGACCAUUGUGCUCACCGCCAUGUUCGAGGGCCCCGAGGCACCGCAUGGCGGCGACACGCUCAGCUUCUUCGGGGUCCACCGCAUGGCCGCGCCGGAGUCCCACAUCGCCAUCAUCGGAGGCACCGGCAAGUACGAGCACGCCAAGGGCUUCGCUGCCAUCCAGACGCUGCACCCUGGCGACGAGCACACCACCGACGGCGUCGAGACUCUACUCCAGUUCAACGUUCACCUCAUUUAA
Miscanthus lutarioriparius is the source of this 960-nucleotide messenger RNA. NCBI's taxonomy places the organism in Eukaryota, Viridiplantae, Streptophyta, Magnoliopsida, Poales, Poaceae. The record is from the annotation of a GenBank genome assembly.